Molecule: messenger RNA, 2956 nt
Organism: Rubroshorea leprosula
Lineage: Eukaryota; Viridiplantae; Streptophyta; Magnoliopsida; Malvales; Dipterocarpaceae
Source: the annotation of a GenBank genome assembly
UGGAAAAUGCACUUCUAUAUUGAAGUUACUUUUUAGGGAUAAAAUUUUUAACUUCUAUGUAGUUUAAAAAAUUUAUAUGGUAAAAUCAGACCCUCGAGUUUAGUGGUUUGUUUUCGAGUCUUUAAUUGAGAUUUUGAUUUCCACUAACGUUUUGGAAAAUAUUCCCCUCCUCAAAUCAUAUGGAACUCACCUCUGUAUUUUCCGUUUUCGCUUUCUUUGUCUUUGUUUUUUUCCUCUUCCAUUCCCUCUUCAAUUUCUUCUCUCCCAAUCGAGGGAAAUUCCCUUUCCCACCUGGCUUAACGGGUUUGCCUUACAUAGGUGAAACCUUCCAGCUUUACUCUCAAAACGCAAAUGUGUUCUUUGCCUCAAAGCAGAAGGGGCAUGGGUCUCUAUUCGAGACCCACAUAGUGGAUUGUCCUUUUGUGAUGAUUUCAAGAUCCACUUAUCCUCCCAGCGUAUACCCUCCCCCUCCUGGAGGAUACCCCCCACCUCCUGGAGGAUACCCCCCAUCUCCUCAAGAUUAUCCACCUCACGGGUAUGCGCCACCGCAAGGCUACCCACCAUCAGGCUAUCGUGCUGGCGCAUACCCUUCCUCUCCUGGAGGAUACCCCCCACCUCCUCAAGGUUAUCCACCUCACGGAUAUGCACCACCGCAAGGCUACCCACCAGCGGGCUACCGUCCCGGCGCAUACCCACCUGCUGGUUACCCGGACGCAUCACAAUCAGGGCAUGGUGGUGUUGAAGCGAUGAAUGCUGGGGGUGCUGCCGCCGCUGCAGCUGCUUAUUGGGCUCAUCAUUUCGCGCAUGGUGGUUUGCACCCUAUGGGAAGUUCAAGUUCAAGCAUGGUGGGAGGUUCAGGCAUGGUUGGAAGCUCAAGCAUGAUUGCUUUCAUCUCAGAGGAGUUGUGCAUUGGGUGUGGUAUCUGUGUUAAGAAAUGUCCGUUUGAAGCAAUUCAGAUCAUCAACUUGCCUAGAGACUUGGCUAAGGACACAACCCAUCGUUAUGGGCCGAACACUUUCAAAUUGCAUAGGUUACCAGUCCCAAGGCCAGGUCAGGUUCUUGGCUUGGUUGGAACAAAUGGCAUCGGGAAGUCAACUGCCCUUAAAGUGUUAGCUGGAAAAUUGAAGCCAAAUUUGGGUCGCUUCAAUAAUCCUCCAGAUUGGCAAGAAAUUUUGACUUAUUUUCGAGGUUCAGAGUUGCAGAAUUAUUUUACCCGCAUUCUAGAAGAUAAUUUGAAGGCAAUCAUUAAGCCCCAAUAUGUUGAUCACAUUCCAAAGGCAGUUCAAGGCAACGUGGGCCAGGUGCUUGACCAAAAAGAUGAAAGACAGAUGAAGGCAGAACUAUGUUUUGGUCUUGAACUAAACCAGGUCAUAGAUCGCAAUGUAGGUGAUUUAUCUGGUGGAGAGCUCCAGAGGUUUGCCAUUGCAGUUGUUGCCAUACAGAAUGCAGAGAUAUAUAUGUUUGAUGAACCUUCAAGUUAUCUUGAUGUGAAACAGAGGCUCAAAGCUGCACAAGUUAUCAGAUCCUUGCUCAGGCCCAAUAGCUAUGUAAUUGUUGUGGAGCAUGAUCUUAGUGUCCUGGAUUACUUAUCGGAUUUCAUUUGCUGCUUGUAUGGGAAGCCAGGUGCAUAUGGGGUUGUAACCCUCCCAUUUUCUGUAAGAGAGGGGAUCAAUAUCUUCUUGGCUGGAUUUGUUCCCACUGAAAAUCUGAGGUUCAGGGAUGAAUCUUUAACCUUCAAGGUUGCCGAGACCCCACAAGAAAGUGCUGAAGAAAUUGAGACCUAUGCACGUUACAGAUACCCAACUAUGACUAAAACUCAAGGCAAUUUUAGACUUAAAGUGAUUGAGGGUGAAUUUACUGAUUCUCAGAUUAUUGUAAUGCUAGGUGAGAAUGGGACAGGGAAGACAACAUUUAUUCGCAUGCUGGCUGGUUUGCUGAAACCUGAUAAUAUAGAAGGUUCUGACAAGGAGAUACCUGAGUUUAAUGUUUCAUAUAAGCCCCAGAAGAUCAGUCCAAAAUUUCAGUCUACAGUUAGGCACUUGCUGCAUUCAAGGAUACGUGAUUCAUAUAUGCAUCCUCAGUUUGUGUCAGAUGUGAUGAAGCCUCUUCUUAUUGAACAACUGAUGGAUCAGGAAGUUGUGAAUCUCUCUGGAGGAGAGUUGCAAAGAGUUGCAUUAUGUCUCUGCCUUGGAAAGCCAGCUGAUAUUUACCUAAUAGAUGAACCAAGUGCUUAUCUUGAUUCUGAGCAACGCAUUGUUGCUUCUAAAGUCAUAAAGAGGUUUAUCCUCCAUGCGAAGAAAACAGCAUUUGUUGUUGAGCAUGACUUUAUUAUGGCAACUUAUCUGGCAGAUAGAGUUAUUGUGUAUGAGGGAGAGCCUUCAGUCGAUUGUGCUGCAAAUUCUCCUCAAUCAUUGUUGACUGGAAUGAAUCUGUUCUUAUCUCAUUUGGAUAUCACAUUUAGGCGGGAUCCAACUAAUUACCGGCCAAGAAUCAACAAAUUGGACUCAACCAAGGACAGGGAACAAAAGGCUGCAGGAUCAUAUUAUUAUCUCGAUGAUUGACAUCAUUGUUAACAGUUGCAACAAAUUGACAAGACAUCAGCAUUGCGUAAUUACAGAAGAUCUCAGCUGAGCUUUUUUUGGAAAUUUUGGCAUGCAAGAAAAGAUCAUUUGCCCAGUUUGCCCGGUGAAAGAGCUCUUAUACUCUUUUGCAUAAAUGAGCUUCUCACACUAGUCAUCGAUGCCACUCUUAGUGGAAUUCUAGUGUGAAUUUCAUUGCACUAUCUUUGUAAUUCAAUAUAGGUGCGCAAUAGUUAUAACUAUCAAACUGAAUCAUUUUUUCUCCACUAUCAAACUUGAGUCAUUGAGUUACAAAUUUGUUUAUUGUGAUUCCUGGGUUUUUUAUUUUUGACAAAUUCCGUUAUAAUAGUCCUCUUGGGAAUUGAAUCCAUUCUUCA